GGCGGCGCCGGGGCGCGGGGGAGCCGCCGCCUGAGCCCCGGGGCCUGCCGCCUCGGACCCCGCGGCGCCGAGCGAGCUCAGUGCUGAGUGUGCGAGAGACCGGGUCACAGCUCUCUUCCUCCCCCCCAGAUCUCACGCACACACUUCUCCAGCCCCGGAAGAUGGGGAACUGCCUCAAAUCCCCGACCUCGGAUGACAUCUCCCUGCUUCACGAGUCUCAGUCUGACCAGGCUAGCUGUGGGGAGGGGACGGAGCCAGAUCAGGAGCCGCCGCCGCCAUAUCAGGAACAAGUUCCCCUUCCCUUCUAUCAUCCAACACCCAGCCAGACUAGGCUAGCACCUCAGCUGACUGAAGAGGAACAAAUUAGAAUAGGUCAAGGAGGAGGCCUUAUACAGCAGCAUCUGCCUAAAGGAGUUGAGGACAUCCCUGGAAGAGAUGGAUCAGAAAAAAAGAUCCGAGAGUGUGUGAUCUGUAUGAUGGACUUUGUUUAUGGGGACCCAAUUCGAUUUCUGCCGUGCAUGCACAUCUAUCACCUGGACUGUAUAGAGGACUGGUCCUUGAUGAGGUCCUUCACGGGCCCCUCCUGCAUGGAGCCAGUGGAUGCAGCCCUGCUUUCAUUCUAUGAGACUAAUUGA
This is a messenger RNA of Onychomys torridus (southern grasshopper mouse), 635 nucleotides long. RefSeq names its product ring finger protein 11 (gene Rnf11). The record is from RefSeq and is a predicted model, not a curated record. Lineage: Eukaryota; Metazoa; Chordata; Mammalia; Rodentia; Cricetidae.